Jatropha curcas is the source of this 348-nucleotide messenger RNA. NCBI's taxonomy places the organism in Eukaryota, Viridiplantae, Streptophyta, Magnoliopsida, Malpighiales, Euphorbiaceae. The record is from RefSeq and is a predicted model, not a curated record.
AUGGCUGCAUCUGGGGUCCAUCCACAGCAAGUCAGUGAGAUUCAAUCAAUAUCAGAGUAUUUUAAGCCGUUAUUGGAAUUCAUGAUGUCUUUACCACAAGAAGAGAAGGUGAUUUUAGUAAGUCACAGUAUUGGUGGUCUUAGCAUAUCUAUUGCCAUGGAAAGGUUUCCUGAGAAAAUUUCAGCUGCAGGUUUUGCUUCAGCUAUCAUGCCAGGUCCUGACCUCAGUUAUACUACUGCAAGAGAAAAGUAUAACAAGACAAUUGAUUACAUGGACACACAAUAUAUGUUUGAUAAUGGUCCCAACAACCCUCCAACCUCCCAAUUAUUUGGUCCUAACUGUAUGUGA